CUUCAUACGAUGGAUAUGGUGUAGUUGCUGUAAGUCAUGGUAAUGCGCGCAGCAGAAGGAGACAAGCGCUUCGGAAGGGGGACAAAUCUAACCAAUAAAGGAUUUUAAAGGGGAAUCUAUCGCUAAGGAUUCUGUCACUCACUCUGCGAGAUGCGUCUCUCACGGAAACGCUGGACUAUUUGCACAAUAAGCAUCCUGGUGAUCUUCUACAAGACGAAAGAAAUAACUAGAAGUGAAGAACAUCAGGAAGCUCAAGUCACUGGCGACAGUGAACUCGGCACUUCAAGACUUAUGGUCAAUAGUUCGGAGAAAAGCAGCAGGAGUGGUGUGCCUUCCUUUUUCCAGCACUCGGUCGAAGGAUGGCGGGUCAAUUCCUCACUAGUUCUCAUGAUAAGGAAGGAUGUCCUGCGUUUCCUGGAUGCUGAGAGGGACGUUUCGGUUGUGAAGAGCAGUUUCAAACCAGGCGACACUAUCCACUACGUCCUCGACAGACGCCGGACGCUCAACGUCUCCCACACGCUUCACAGCCUGCUACCAGACGUCUCUCCGCUCAAAAACAAGCGCUUCAGAACGUGCGCGGUGGUGGGCAAUUCCGGUGUGCUUCUCAACAGCGGAUGUGGCAAGGAAAUCGACAGCCAUGACUUUGUCAUACGCUGUAACCUGCCGCCGCUGUCCGAGUUCGCCGAGGACGUGGGGCUGCGGUCCGACUUCACCACCAUGAACCCCUCUGUCAUCCAGAGGGCGUAUGGCGGCCUGAAGAACGCCACGGACACAGAGAGGUUCGUCCAGCGCCUGCGGGGGCUCAACGACAGCGUUCUGUGGAUCCCGGCCUUCAUGGUGAAGGGAGGAGAGAGGCACGUGGAGAGCGUCAACGAGCUAAUCGUCAAGAGGAAGCUGAGGGUGAGGACGGCCUACCCGUCACUGAGGCUCAUCCACGUGGUGAGAGGGUACUGGCUGACAAACAAAAUCAAUAUCAAACGGCCCAGCACCGGAUUGUUGAUGUACACUUUGGCCACGCGCUUCUGCGACGAGAUUCACUUGUAUGGAUUCUGGCCCUUUCCGCGGGACGCAAAUGGAAAUAUGGUGAAGUACCAUUACUACGACAUGCUCAAGUAUCGAUACUUCUCCAACGCAGGCCCUCACAGGAUGCCACUUGAGUUCAAAACGCUGAAAAUGCUGCACAGCAAAGGAGCUCUGAAGUUGACAACUUCGAAGUGUGAAUCUUAAAGUGCUCUUCCUCGACAGAGUGCCAGUUUGUGGCGCACACUGACACUUUGUUUGCGUUGCUAGAAAGCACACAAGGCUGUAAGACUGCUGAGUUGAUUAUGAAUAAUUGCAAAAGUAGUAAGUAAAAGUGAGCGUGCCUUUUUUUAAACUAACAAUAUAAAGGUACAAAACAAAGAAUGUAAUUGAAAAAUUAUUAGUCUAUAUAAAUGUCAGGUUUGGCAUUGUAAGCAUCAUGGCUGAGAAAUCAGGAAAUCAAUUCUUUGGAUGGAGCAUCAGAGACAACCAGAUUGAUUACAAUACCAUGGAUUUCUACAUUGGUCAUUACAGUAGUUGUCUAGUAGACAAAGCACAAAGACCAACUGCUAAAAGCAGCGGUGGACGCGGUGUGUUAGCGAUUACCUGCUGGGUGUCGACCAAUGGUGGCGAUUCAACAUGCGGAAUCAUCAGGAAAUGAACAGAAAAUGACAGUCCAAGGGGAUAUUCUGGUCAGAGGCAAUAGGACGGCCCCCAGCAAACAUUAACUCCAUUGGCCCCAUGUGGGUAUUCGGUGGGCAAGCCCACAUCUGCCCGACACGAGCUAGCCCACAACAAGUCCAACACAGGCUACCCCACACCAAGCCCACAUCAGCCCAUACCAAGCCCACAUCAGCCCAACACAGGCCAGCCCAAUGCAGGGCUUUCCCACACCAAGCCCACAUCAGCCCAACACAGGCCAGCCCAACGCAGGGCUUUCCCACACCAGCUCAACGCAGGACUAGCCCAUAUCAGUCCACCUGAUCUUGGACACUGCCAAUGAUGAAGUUUUAAAAUAAAAACUUAAAUGAGUGACAUGAGAAAGUAGUGUUUCUGAUGUAAUGUAACAAGUUCCCUAAAUACCUUUUUAAGGCUUGAAAAUGAUCAAAUGUAUGCCAAUGUGGGCAUGUUCGCUGGGCCACCCGCUGGUUUCAACCGUUUUCGUCGCCAUAGCGUGUUUUGUCAGUAGGAAAAAGCAGAGAAUACAGGUUAUGCCCAGUAAAUUAGAUUUUGGGAUAUUUAAAAAAAAAAGAAUGUGCCCAGAGAAGUUGAUUCCAAAGAUCUCAUGCCAAUUUAUUUGCCCUCACUACAAAACAAGGUUAUGUUCUUCACAGCUGAACUUUCUAGGAAUUAGAAGCCUCAGGGCAAAAUUAUUUUUAUAUUUGUCUAGAUGUCAGAUUAAUUUAUACAUUUUCAAUAUGUAUGCUGUUUCAAAGUGAUUAAUCUCAUGUUAUCUGAACACACCUUUUGUAAACUUGCAUGUUAAAGGGGAAUGGAAACGUACUUCAAGUUAGGCCUUUUUAGACAAUUGUUAUUAAUUUGUAUGCAUUAUUGGACUUUAUACAACAGGUGGGUCUAAUCCUGAAUGCUGAUUGAUUGAAACCGCAUUCCAGUCGGUGUCUUUUCCACAAAUUAUCACCGGCUAAAUCUAUGACGUUAAAAUGCCUAUUUACUCUGUUCCAUCUAACUGCGCAAUCCACUGUCUCAUCAGCCCAGCCAGGCAAUUUAUAUACUUGAUCUCCACUAUAAAAAGCAUCGAGACAUUAUCUCACAUUUCUUUUAGACUAACAUUUAGUUUUCAACAACGACGAUUUGUAUAAACCUUGCUGUCUGUCUCUCCUACAUUUGCAACAUUGUUUCAGUAUUCAAAUUCGAUCUCCAGCUGUCCGAAAGUAAUGAAUGUGUUGGGAGUCGGUAUGAGACAGACAGACAGCGUUUCUCAGCCAGUUGAAAUCAUGAAUCAGCUGGCAUAAUUUUCAUGGAUAUAUACAAAGAAAUGUAAAUUGAAAAAAGGUCAAACGAAAGGAAGUGCAGGUAGUUUGCAGUCUUUCCAGCUUCAGUUUGAAGUGAUUGUGUUAGCUGUGUUGUUGGCUAGCUCCUCUGAACAACAGUGUCCUGACGAGUGAGCACAUUUUCUAUGCCAGGCGAAAUCGCGCCUCAUUAGCUCAUUGUUAUGGAUGUAUCCAAAUAAAUGUUACUAGAAAACAGCGUAAACAAAUGCAAAUGAAGCUACUUUGUUGUUUUUCUGGCUGAACUUUUUGACGUGACUGUAAGUUAGCCGUAGUUGGCUAGCUAGCAAGCAAGGGAUAAGAACAUUGCCAGCCAGUAUGGCAAUGGAGCAUUUAGAAAGAUUGUCCAUAGAUAGAGAACAAAAAGACUGAACGACUGGGUCGCGUCCAUAGAUACAGAACAUAAAGACUGAACGACUGGGUCACGUCUCUGGCAACCGAACCGAUAGAACGAACGACCAGCCGGCCUGGGUAGCAACCCCUAGAUUUGUGUCGGGACUAUACCUUGUGAAAGGAUAAAAUUGUAUGAAUAAAUUAAUCAAAAUAAUGUUUUUAAUGAAAAUAUGUUAAUCAUUAUUUGAAUAUGUUGUAUAAAAGUGAUAAUGCCCUCGAAACCGGUUUUUGGAGGAUAUAUUGAAGAAGUCUAGGGCGUAACAGCACCCGUGCCAAUAUAUCCUCCAAACACUGGCUUCUCGGGCAUUAUCACUUAAGCAAAGUAUUGCACCUUGCGGUGUGGUGCGUUGUGAGGUUACAAAGCGGUUGCAGAGCCUCUACAGAUGACCCCCGGGGGAGUAUAAAACUGAUUCAUCUGAUCCAGUUAAUUAAACCUUACCAUUCCCCUUUAAACAGAGCUGAAUGUAAACACAGCCUAAUACCAUUGGAAUCAAUUGGCCUAUGAGCCACUGCAAGUCUAAAAAUGUAUAAGAAAAAAGCUGAUAGAAAAGAGGUAGAGGUAUGGAAUUUUAUGUAAGCCUAUGAAUUAUUCAUUAGCAAUCAGAUCUUUCGGUGAUUGUUCUUAGUAACAGGAUUGUUCUUAGUAACAGGAUUCAACAUCAGUCUGUUUCACUGUUGAAUCUCUUUCAUAUCUCACACAGAAGUACCUCUUAGAUAUUUGAUAUAUUUGAACUGCUGCAUGCUCAUGCUAUCCUGUAGUAACUUCAACUUCCUGUAUUUACAUAAUGUCAAGACAACUGCCCUUUCCCAGGUUCUUUAAUAGGCUUGAAUGUAACGCAUUUAUCUCACAAUAUGGAUGAUGUCAUGCAAAUGCUAACGAAUGUUCAAAAAGAUCUGCCUCGAAGAGCCAUUGUAUGCUCAAGGAAUUCUUAAUUACAUUUUCUUUACAUGCCAAUUAAAUUUUUUUAUUUUAUUUUUUAUUUUUUACUCUCAGUAUUUUGAAAGUCCAGUUGCUUACAGCUAAAAGAUUGUAUGUAUCUAGGGGCCUAUAUAUGAAAGUCUGGGACCGUAUUCAUAAAUCUUCCCAGAGAAGUAAUGCUAGUCUGGGACCAUGUCCUCUCUGUCCAUGUACUGUUUUUCUGAUCUAAAAGGAAAAACUGAUCCUAGAUCAGCACUCCUACUCUGAGCUGCUUUAUGAAUACGGGCCCUGGACACCAGUGGAGACUGGAGCCCAUCCUCCUAACUUCUCCUUCCACCAGCCUCCACUGCAAGACACCAACUUCUGGUAUGUGGUGGCAUAAAUUAUGUAAAAUGUCCAAAAACUUUGCUUUGUAAUGAAUAAUACUGAUGUAAUUGGAUAUGUGGCAGGUCAUUUGUAAGUGAACCAUUGUCAAUGACAAUGACCUAGACAGAAUGUGAAAAUGUACAUACAUGGUAACAUUGAAUAAGGAAAACAAUGAAUGUUAAUUAAUUUAUGGUAGGCUAACCAUUAUAACGAGACAUAAGGUUAAAUAACUUUCUUCAAUACUGCCACAAGCCUUUGAAAUGACUGAAAUUGUUACGCCUCGUUUGCUUUGUUACACCAUGUGUCAGUUUUUGACUGUUCAUAAAUAUGUAAUUUAUACAAUUCUUGUUUGAUGUUGAAUAUGUAACACCUGUAGUUUGAGUCAAUCCGAUCAGGUGCUGAAUGUUGUGGUAGAUUUUCAUCCUUUUUGGUAAAAUUUGAUACCAUUUGUUUUACAGCUUCUUUUUUAUGUCAGUUUUCUAUGUUUGUGAAAAUGCGUUUUAGAAAAGUUAAUAAACUUGUAAAUUGAA
Messenger RNA from Salmo salar (Atlantic salmon), 5237 nucleotides. RefSeq names its product ST8 alpha-N-acetyl-neuraminide alpha-2,8-sialyltransferase 4 (gene st8sia4). Gene Ontology annotation, molecular function: alpha-N-acetylneuraminate alpha-2,8-sialyltransferase activity. The record is from RefSeq and is a predicted model, not a curated record. NCBI's taxonomy places the organism in Eukaryota, Metazoa, Chordata, Actinopteri, Salmoniformes, Salmonidae. Gene Ontology annotation, biological process: N-glycan processing; oligosaccharide metabolic process.